UCUAUCUUGCAGCACAUUAUACAAUGUUCACACGGAUCUAUUCGUUCUGCGAAGUAUGGAAACGCGACUCAAGUGAAGGAAAAACGUAUAUGAUGAUCGUAGCCCUGAUGGCGUGCUCUCCGAACGGUCAUAUUGCAUCAAUUACCUCAAUUGCAUGACAAAUCACAAAUAUGACGUGACUAAUAAUUGGUUGCUUUCUUUGUCUGUUAACUUCCAUUUGUCUUGAUUCCUGAGUCUGUAACCUCAACAAGAUUGAUAAUCCAAUAGGAGGAGCCGGAAUUAAUUCCGGGCAGGGAUCCUGCCGCAGCCCCGCUCGGGCAGUAUGAAUACAGUUAUAUAGAGACGGGCACCAUCUGAGAAGCAUAUUACUUCGAUUGUUUGAGUACAUUUCACGGCGUGCAACUGAGAGUUCCUGAAUUUUACGAAUCUUCUCUUAUUCCUCCUAAAUUAAUCAUUCACAAUGGUCCUCAAACUUCACGGAUUCCCUCUUUCCACUUGUACCCGUCGAGUACGCACCGUUCUCGCAGAGAAGGGUCUCGAGGCCGAGUUCCAGCCAGUCGACUUGGCCAAGGGCGAACAAAGAACAGAGUCCUACCUGAACGACCUGCAUCCCUUUGGCAAAGUUCCCGUUUUACAAGACACCGAGACGGGUGUUCAGAUUUUCGAAAGCAGAGCCAUUAACCAGUACAUCUCCAGCAAGUACGCCGGCCAAGGAACCGCACUUUCCCCUCCCGAGUCCGAUCUGAAAGCCUGGGCUCUGUACCAGCAGGCCCUCUCCAUUGAACAAUCCUACUUCGACCCGAUCGUUUCUCAGAUCGCUUUCGAGAAAGUCUUCAAAGCCCGCAAAGGUCUUGGCGAAACCGACGAGGCUCGCGUCAAGGUCCUUCUUUCGCAGCUCACGCCUGUCCUCGAGGGCUAUGAGCGGGUGCUUUCCAAGCACAAGUACCUUGCGGGUGACCAGGUGACGCUUGCGGAUCUGGCGCAUCUGCCCUAUGGUGUGUUUGUGGAGCAAUUCGGUUUCGCUGAUCUUCUUCCGAAGUAUCCCCAUGUUCAGAAGUGGUGGGAGGAGCUGAAGGCGAGGGAGAGCUGGAAGAAGGUUACUGCUUAGGUUUAUACCUCUUUGUGGUCAAUGGACUAGAUCGAGAUCCCGCGUGGAAUCGACGAUGUCAAUGUUAAAGACGUUUAGAAGGUACUAAUUGAGAUA
Aspergillus caelatus is the source of this 1204-nucleotide messenger RNA. Its product is annotated as glutathione S-transferase family protein. Bases 461 to 1108 code for a protein of 215 amino acids. The record is from RefSeq and is a predicted model, not a curated record. Gene Ontology annotation, cellular component: cytoplasm. The transcript has 3 exons. NCBI's taxonomy places the organism in Eukaryota, Fungi, Ascomycota, Eurotiomycetes, Eurotiales, Aspergillaceae. Gene Ontology annotation, molecular function: glutathione binding; glutathione transferase activity.